Molecule: messenger RNA, 2328 nt
Organism: Exaiptasia diaphana
Lineage: Eukaryota; Metazoa; Cnidaria; Anthozoa; Actiniaria; Aiptasiidae
Product: tyrosine-protein kinase transmembrane receptor ROR2
Exons: 7
Coding region: 56-1324 (422 amino acids)
Molecular function (GO): signaling receptor binding; endopeptidase activity
Source: RefSeq, a predicted model, not a curated record
AUGCUCUCUCUUUUACAACAUAGCCAAAGAAACCUUGACAAGAAACGUUCACGAAAUGUUUUUUAAGUCAACGAUUGUGGUUCUGUUGGUGUUGACAAAGUACUCAACUACGUCAUCUGCGACCACUGUCGCAUCAACACAAGCUACAACAGGACCAACAMCAACGACUUUGAAGAAUAAAACAUCAGCAGCAAGCCAAUGCGUCCCAGUACCGGGCCCAKCAGCUCACCGAUGUCAUCGCUAUUACAACCAUAGWGUCGGCAUAUGUAACAGUUCUAUUUCUGCYGACGGCUGGAUCUUCGCAAACAGAAAACAACAGAUAGAGUACGAAAAGCGAAUGAGAACCGUUAGAAUAAAGAGAGCAUUCUUCGUUAGCAUGAACAUGCCGGACCCUUCAGUGUUGCUACGCAACCGUUGCUUUCAAAUCGUCCAUGACAUGUAUUGUCAUCACUACUUCCCACGCUGUGACAUGACGUCAAACUACACUCAGCCCCAGCCUAUUUGCAAAGAAGCAUGCGUGAUGCUUAACUUCAAAUGUAAGUCAGAAUGGAUUACUCUCAUGAAGRACUACCCUGGGGUCACGUGGUCAGCACAGGACGACAUUGGCGAGACGAUGGAUCAACAUGAGGCAUUCUCAUUGUACAUCGCUAAGAAUAUCCUAAUGAAAUGCGAUGGACUACCGACCAUGAACGGACCAGAUGUACCUGAAUGCUACAUAGCACCUGAACUAUUACAUGAUAAAACAGCUAUCGAGAUAAUGAAUGGUUCCUCAUAUGAUUGUUUCUAUGGCAAUGGUUACGCCUACCGGGGCAAURUAUCGGUUACGAAGUCUGGGUACGAGUGUCAAUCAUGGUCCGACCAAUGUCCUCACAAUCACUCCCGAACUCCAGACAACUAUCAAGAACUGACUGGAGCGGGCAAUGCAUGCCGGAACCCUGGUCACCAGGCCCCGCGCGGUCCUUGGUGCUAUACDACUAAUCCUGAUGUUAGAUGGGAGUAUUGUAAUAUCACUCGAUGUCCAUACGACGUAUCACAAGGCUAUGUUAUUACUUUGAGUGACGCACAAAAAUACAACCACACGCUAAGCGCCCAGGGAAAUGUACAAGUACGAUCUUCUGGAGCACAAAAGUCAUCAGGGUCCAAAUCACAAGGGGGCAAAAAGAAAAAGGCCAAAAUGGGCAAAAAGAGGUCCGGAUCACGAAAACGCUCCAAAUCAAGAAAAGGGUCAAAAUCAAGCCGAAGCCGAAGCCGAAGCCGAAGGGGAAGAAAACGAUCACGAAAAAACUCAAAAACUAAGAAAAGCUCAAAAUCCAACAAUGGUUGAUUGAUAAAAGUGACUAUUUCCGAGAUGCGGUUGCGCGUUCACGAAAAUCGCAGGCGUACGCAUGGAAACGAGGUAUUUGGGUGCAAAAAUAUAAACCACCUCCAUAACACUGCCGGAAAAUAGGAUUUUUCAUGCGCGCGUCUAGCUACAUUGUUGAACGUGUUCGCGCAUGCUCGGAAAUUGUCUAUCGCAACAUAGGACAUUAAUUUAGCAUACACAGUAGAGAACUGCUGAACCAUGUGGGAGAAGUACAAGAAAUGUUAUAUCCAGGCAAUCGAAAUAUCGAGUGUGUGCUAUUCUGAACCAGUUUGCGUACAGGUAGUAAAACUAGCUUUUAAUUCCUGUGUUUUCUUAAUUUUAUUAAUAAUAAUUAUGUUAAUAUAUAAUGGCGGGAAAUAGGUGUAGGAAAGGUUCAAGAUGUAAAGUUUUUCCGUCGUAUAUAGUAAGGCUAAUAUUGAGUAGUUGAGUGCAUUGCAGUGAAGUCCUUAAACCCGUGAAACAAAACUGUUAAAGUGGAGUGUACGAACGCUCUGUUCGUUUUCGUUUGUAUAUAAAUUAGCUGACUUUCUCUUGCAUGAUCGCAUCACUAUUCCUUUCGAAGAGUUUUUACAUUUGCUUGAAUUUUUUUUUAAUGUUAUAUAUAAAAUAUGAGCGGUUGAUCUUUAUGGUCAUUUAAAACUGUGAGCUGAAAGCUCUUUGAUUCAUUUUCUCCGAGCCGAAUAACCACCUCCCGAAACGUUCAGUUAAAAAUGUAGAUAUCGACGGAGCAAGAGACAGACGUGGACUGUGAAAAACAGUCCUACAGUAACCUAAGAAUCGGAAUAUUUUACUAAGUAUUAGUGACAAGUUAUUGUAGUAUUACUCUAGUGAUGAGAGAGGGGUCAACGCCCUGUCAAUGUGUCUAAGUAAAUUGCUGACCACGCCUAAAAUGUGCAUUGAUACCCAUGUAGAACUUCUAACCUGUUGUAAACAAGCUUGAGAAAUAAAAAACAGAUACUCUGUCA